This is a messenger RNA of Xenopus tropicalis (tropical clawed frog), 2039 nucleotides long. It is a transcript of the gene c1h18orf54, whose product is annotated as chromosome 1 C18orf54 homolog. Lineage: Eukaryota; Metazoa; Chordata; Amphibia; Anura; Pipidae. The transcript has 8 exons. The record is from RefSeq and is a predicted model, not a curated record. The coding region runs from base 344 to 1840 and encodes 498 amino acids.
CUCACUUUAAACUUCCCGGGUGUAACCGCAUCACUUGCUACAACUCUGUCUUCCUCCGCCGGGCCGCGCUCCCUCCUACACACACGGACUACUUUGCGCGGAGGAAUGCGGCUCGGUUGCCAGGAGGCAGUGUGACCAGUUGGAGACGGGAAGUAGUACCAGCGCUUUAAUGCAGGAGCGGGCUACAGAUACAGGCCGCCUCGGCAAGAUGGCAAGAGUGGGCGGCUUCGGGCUGCGACAAUAAACUAAUCCCCGACUCCAUGGAGAAAUCGAGAAUGGAGUGUGUGGCGCUGCCGCCGACGUGGAAGGAGAAGCCAGAGACACCGCUUGCCAAGCAGCAGCCAUGAGGGAAAACAUGGAGGAAUCUGUGUCUCCAAAUUCCUCGGCAUCCAUUUCCUCGCUCCUGGCUAGUUGUAGCCUUAGCGGCACGGGCCGUUUCUCUCGCUCGCGCCAAUCUGUAAGGUACAAGGACAGACUGUAUGAUUCCGCCAGCAGGGCCCUGGAGGACUAUAUCAGGGACUAUGAGGAAGGGCUGCAGGCCACAGGAACCAAAGCUGGAAAGACCGCCGGCUGUGCCCGCUUAAACCAGUCUGUUAAAGAAAGAGAGUUGCAGGACCAGCUCUCCGUGUCAAGGAGACAACCUCGCGCGAGAGACCCAGAUCUACUGAGCCUCACCACGGAUGAUUUGCUCUCUUUCCCGUCAGAUGGAUACUUACCCCUGUACCGGACUUACCAGUCUGAGCACAAACAAAGUAGAAACUGUAGAACACUUUACGGAUCUUCUUUAAGAAAGCAAAAGUCGUCCCAGACUCUAUCGGCCUACAGCAAGCGGCAGCCACAUCUGUUGGACCUUGAGACCUACAGGGAUAUUGCCAACCAUUCCCACAAAGAAGGACAUGGUGGAGACUAUAGUAGACAUGUUGCUGCCAGGAAAAACAAAGCCGCAGUAAUACCGUCACCUCUGGGGCCUGCAAAGGAUUAUCCAAGAUGGCUGACCAGCCAUAAGUCUGAGCUGGAUGUUUCUGGCAUAACCAGCGUUCCUGAAGUGAAAUAUCCGGUGUGGCUGAAGAACCACGGCCUCCUUUCUGAUGCAGACAGUCAACUUAGCCUUGAAAGAGCAAAGUCCCACCAAGAUGUUUUAUUGUCGGGAAGGAAUAAAAGACUUAAUGGGGCAGGAACUUGCUCGUACAAACCAACUCAUGUUUCCUACAGUGACGAUGAAGGAUUUAUCAAGCUUAAAGAAAGCAAUCGCGUGAUUGGUCACCUAAAAACACCUCUGAAGAGUGACAGUAUUGAUUUGCUUCUACAGAAAUCUGAAGAUGCCGACAUUUCCCAGACAGAGGUUUCGAGCCCUCUGCACUUUCAAGGGAGCCCUCAGACUGAAGAAAUCCUCGAGGCUGAAAGAUCGUGGGAAAAUAAUCCCUAUCCAGUAAAACCUCCUGUGCCGGUGAUUUGCCAAGACAGCGAUCUGGGGAUUUUCUCACAAUCCAAAUCUGUUGAAGAUAUCGCUGGGCUCCUGACAAAAGACUACAAAUCCUUCAGGCCUUCGGCGAGUACUUUCUCCGGAGGAAAUCACCACGGGCCGGUGGAAGCACUGAAACACAUGCUGUACAAUCUCCAGGCGUUCCAGCACAGUUUCACCCAGGGAAAAACCACAGACGAAAUAAAGGAAAUUAAUAAAGUUUCCAAAGAAGCUGGUGAAGAUUUACGGCACCUCGACCAAGAAAUGUUCCCGGUCAAUAAGUCACUGCAGAAGGCGCUGCACCAUUUAGCCAGACUGAAGGAACUGGUGGGCGAUACCAGCAUGGAACAAUAUAAGGAGAAGAAUGGAGAAUCAUGACGGGUUUUUGUAUUUAAAUACGAAGUUAACUAAUAAGUUGCAAUAUAUAUUUAUAAUUUUUUUUAUUUAACAUACAGAUGUUUACAUUUAUUAAUCACUGAAGGCCUAUGAACAUAUCUAUAUUUACAUUAUUAUGUUGAAUUUGUCAUUUUGCCUAAUAUUUGAGAUUGGCGUGCCUUAUUAAAGUGAAGAACGCAAA